GCACCGUCUACAGUUAGGGUUCUGAACCUUGAAAAACCCUCGACCAGAGAUCCUCUUCAGUCUCCCAUCAUUAACGAAAAUGGCAAUGGCAGCAUACCUUUCUAGAAUGGCCAGGUUCCAUGCUUCCCAACAGAACACGGUACGAACCUUCUCCUCCUCCUCUUCUUCUUCGCCUUUUUCGUCAUUUAGGGAUUUGAAAUCGGCUAUCAAAUCAGAGAAAGACCCUCUCAAAGUUGCCAAACUCUUCGAAUCAUCCCUUUCCAUACCCACGUUUAGACGCUACCGGCCCCUCUUCACCCUCUCCGUCCACAAGCUCUCACGAUCCAAGCGCUUCGACCUUGUCGAUCGCAUACUCACUAACUCCAUCACCACUUCCCCUGCUCCUCAGCUUUCUUCCGAAGGUUUCUGGCUCCGGAUUGCGAUGUUAUACUCUCAGGCUGGAAUGGUGGACAAUGCACUCCAGGCGUUCGACAAAAUGCUUCAACAACAGAAUUUCACCGUUACUGAAAAAUCACUUUGUGGGGUGCUUUCCGUGAUGUUAGAUAAUAAAAUUUAUCAUGAUAAUGAUAAGUUUCAACAGACUUUUGAAGCUUUUGUAAAGAAAACAUCCGUUUCGCCUGGUGUCAAGUCGUUUAAUUUGAUGUUGAAAGCCCAUUGUAAAGCUGGUCGUUUAGAUGAGGCUCAUGCAUUGAUUGCAAAAAUGGAAAGUGAAGCAAAUUUGCAGCCGAAUAUUGAUUCUUAUAACAUAUUGUUGGGAAGUAAUUUGCAUAUCAAGAAAAGGAGUGAGUUUGAUAUGGUGGUGAAAAAGAUUCAUGAGAAAGGUCUGGAACAUAAUUUGACCACUUACAAUCAUAGAAUUACAAGGUAUUGUAAAAGCAAAGAGUGCGUUAGGGCUAGGAAGUUGUUGGAUGAAAUGAUAGCAAAAGGUGUGGAACCCAAUUCUUUUACUUAUUGUGCUAUUAUUUUUGCGUUUUGCAAGGUAGGUGAUUUGGAAUCUGCCAGAAAGAUUCUUGAAAAAAUGGUGAGUGAUGGUUAUGUUAAGGCACCAUCUUUUGGUUAUAUGAUGUUGAUGAAGCAUAUGGUUGAGGAGGGAGAAUUUGAUGGUGGAUUGGAAAUCUGCAAGGAUAUCAUUCAGAAGAAAUGGGUUCCUCCGUUUAAGGCCACCGGGCUUCUGGUGGAUGGAUUGGUCAAAGAUUCAAAAGCAGAUGAGGCUAAGGAAAUCGUCGAAAAGGUCAAGAGGCAGCUCAGGGGAUCUGCGGUAGAAUCAUGGGGAAAGAUUGAAGCUGAUCUUCCUAUAUAAACGAACUCAAGUUGUUUACAGGAAAUAAACAGAUUUCGUAAUCUAAUAUCUGAAAGAAAAAGGUAUGCCAAUGGCUUGUUAGGAUUUGUACUUGCUAAAUGUGACAUUCCUGUGUACUGUGUAGUGGUUCAAAUUUGAUUCUAAGGUUAGUUUAUAUUUUGUUUUAAAGGUUUCUACUUUUAGAUGGAAUUUGAUUUUGCUUAUGCCAGGGUUGUCAUAAAUUGUAACUUGUGCUGUUAAAUCUAAAUGCCAUGUUAGUUUUGCC
Cynara cardunculus var. scolymus (artichoke) is the source of this 1565-nucleotide messenger RNA. Its product is annotated as pentatricopeptide repeat-containing protein At1g61870, mitochondrial-like. Lineage: Eukaryota; Viridiplantae; Streptophyta; Magnoliopsida; Asterales; Asteraceae. Gene Ontology annotation, molecular function: protein binding. The record is from RefSeq and is a predicted model, not a curated record. The coding region runs from base 80 to 1300 and encodes 406 amino acids. The transcript has a single exon.